AUGGACUUAUCUUCGUAUUAUGCAAGUGGAGAAUGGGAUUUAAUCAAUCUGACAAGCUGGCGCCAUGAACAGUUAUAUCCAGGUUGUUGUGGUCAAGAUUUCUACAUCGACGUAUCAUUCGUGAUAACAAUUCGGAGAAAGACACUCUUCUAUACCGUCAACCUUGUUGUUCCCUGUGCCCUCAUUGCUUUACUGACAACAAUUGUUUUCUACAUUCCUGCAUUUGAACACAAAAUGACCUUUUCAAUACUGCUGCUGGUUUCUCUGACCUUCUUUUACAUCGUGCUGGUAGAGCUGAUACCGCCAACGUCUCUUGUGGUGCCGCUUAUUGGAAAAUACCUUUUAUUUACCAUGUUUUUAGUAACACUGUCAAUAACAGUCUCUGUACAUAUUAUUAGAAUGUACAGGAGAGAUGCAACAGCCUAUCCGCUGCCAAAUUGGAUGCGUGAUCUAUUUUUGCGAAAACUUCCAAAAUACAUCUUCAUAAAACCCCCCGAAACUGAAAAUUUUGUUGAUGAUUUUAGCUUAAUAACUGGCAAGUAUUAUUUAUUGUUUUAUCUAAACAAUAAAAAACCGUUUUUUUUCAAAAAAAUUUUUUUUUGUUUACAGCAAAUAAAGUUGCAUAUAGCAAUACAUAUGUCAGAUUUGGCUGUAAGAUGCGGAACUUCACGCCGCUUAAAUCCUCAUUUACGACCAAGUACGUUGGCUUCCAGCGGAAGUGUUCGAUUAUCACAGUUAGCAAAACUUCGAGGCAUGCAUCCAGAUGUGAUUCGAAGAAUGAUCGACAAUCUUUCUUUUAUAUCUGAUCACUUCAGAGCUAUCAAAAAAGCUGACAAGAUUGCUGAGGAUUGGUCACACGUUGCAAUGGUUGUCGAUCGUUUAAUGUUGAUGAUAUUUAGUCUCGUAAACCUGCUUGGUACACUAACGAUAUUACUACUGUCUCCUACCUUAAUGGACAAUCGUCCGUCAAUGACGGCUCGAUAUGCAACGAAACCAUUCACAGCUCAUGAUGCCAAAUUUGAAAAUUCCUCUCUUGACUAA
Messenger RNA from Enterobius vermicularis (human pinworm), 1041 nucleotides. The record is from the annotation of a GenBank genome assembly. NCBI's taxonomy places the organism in Eukaryota, Metazoa, Nematoda, Chromadorea, Rhabditida, Oxyuridae.